Messenger RNA from Pyrenophora tritici-repentis Pt-1C-BFP, 1467 nucleotides. Its product is annotated as DUF3425 domain containing protein. NCBI's taxonomy places the organism in Eukaryota, Fungi, Ascomycota, Dothideomycetes, Pleosporales, Pleosporaceae. The record is from RefSeq and is a predicted model, not a curated record.
AUGCCCAAAAAGAGAUCUAGUAGCGCAGCCAACAUCACCAAUGAGGAUGAGAAGAGCCAACGCAAACGCGUCCAGAACCGCAUUUCGCAACGGUGCUCCCGCGAGAAGAAGCUGACCCAGAAUCGCAAUAUAGCCAACUUUAUAGAGCUGGUCAAAAAAGCCCAAACAGGCAGUCAUGAGAACAAUAAGGUUCUUGUAAAUGCUUAUGCAGAAUUAAUGCAAGAGAAUGACCAAUUGAACGAGGCGCUCCUUCGUAUGCGCAAGAAGCUUCUGAGCAUUAGCAACAGUUCAGAGGCGGCAGCGAAUGACCCUAUCUUCGAAAAACUCCUAGAGCCUAAAGGCAACCAGCGCCAUGAUUUGGGUUUAUCAAACUACGCCGGCCAUGAUUCGUUACUAGAGGGCGAUGAUAUAGAGAGGGAGAACAGGGUAGGAGAUCCUUUCGGCGCAUUCUCGCGGGAGAUCGAUUACGAUUUCCUGGAUCACUUCGUGAUGCCUACCCCUUGUGAUUUUCCGGAUGGUCCAGCUCGAAAUGUGUCAUUUUUCAGGACUCUCAGUCCGAGCCCACCAACCUUCGCAGCUCCUAAUUCACUCAUUGGUUCUUUUGGGAGACUAUCGUACGUACGAAUGAUGGAUGCACUCGAGAAGGCCUGCAUGAUCUAUUUGUGCGAAGAGUUAGAUGUCCAACACGAUUCUACCAAGCUACAUGAACCAGCGACAUUGUUAGACCUGAAGCUUAGGUGCAUGAACAUUGCGAGCAGCAAGAUGGUACAUGAUCUAGCUGCUGUGGCCGUAGGUGUUGCGGUGAGGUACAGCGGAGUCGGCGAUUAUCUUCAGGGAGUAGGUGCUAUUUCUACACUAGAAGCCAUUAUACAGUGGCGCCUGGCACCCACUGAAGACAAUAUCGCACAGAUACCGGAGCCGUUUCGACCAACUCCACUACAACGGAAUCCUACUCACUCCGCCGUCAUUGACAUGCUGAACUGGCCUCAUUUACGGGAUCGUUUUAUUAUGCUCGCGAAAAAAGACCGAACUCUCAACAUCGACCAAGCUGUUCGUGAUAUUUUGUUUCACACUGUCUUCGAAGUUCCCCAUCUCAACCUGUCCUUUAGCACUCUGGAUGCUUACUAUAACACCAUAGGCCAUAAGCAGGGCUUCCCGCCUCUUUCACAACACGAGAUCCGGCGAAAAUUCGAAGGAGAGUCCCCUAUAAUUUCCCAGAUGGGUUGCAACUAUACAGCGCAAUAUUGGUUCGAAAUUGUGCGCGAAAUGUCUAAAAGAAUGCAUGGCUCGAAUAUGCAAAAUACGCCAAAACCACAGCCUGCUGAGAAUCAUUUCGCACAUAGAUUGGGAGUCACGCGACUCUCUGGAUGGAAGUUGAGUCGGAAGUGGUGGGAAGACCAUUCAUAUCUCGUUACACAACAGGAACUCAGCACAAAGUAUCCUACAGCUGCAGCGAGUGACGUAUAG